AUGGGAGGCACCUUUGACUACUUCUCUUCCAUGUUUGGCAGUGGACACAAAACCAAAAUGAGGAAACAUCUCAACACUGUUGAGUUGAAGGUCAGGAUGGACUGUGAUGGAUGUGAGCUCAAAAUCAAGAAGGUCCUCUUCUCCAUGAAAGGAGUUAAAUCAGUUGAAGUUGAUAGAAAACAACAGAAGGUGACAGUAAUUGGAUUUGUGGAGCCAAGCAGGGUGUUGAAGAAGGUUAUAUCCAUUGGAAAGAAGGCUGAGAUGUGGCCUUAUGUGCCCUAUAAUUUAGUGGCACAUCCUUACACUGUUCAGUCUUAUGACAAGAAGGCACCACCUGGUUUUGUGAGGAAUGUGGAGGUUGUCAAUGCAUCAUCACUUCAGGUCACUAAACCGGAGGAACAGUUAACUAACUUGUUUAGUGAUGACAACCCUAAUGCUUGUUCUGUAAUGUAA
Dioscorea cayenensis subsp. rotundata (Guinea yam) is the source of this 453-nucleotide messenger RNA. RefSeq names its product heavy metal-associated isoprenylated plant protein 23-like. The record is from RefSeq and is a predicted model, not a curated record. Gene Ontology annotation, molecular function: metal ion binding. NCBI's taxonomy places the organism in Eukaryota, Viridiplantae, Streptophyta, Magnoliopsida, Dioscoreales, Dioscoreaceae. The coding region runs from base 1 to 453 and encodes 150 amino acids. The transcript has 2 exons.